Messenger RNA from Siniperca chuatsi (mandarin fish), 1625 nucleotides. RefSeq names its product P2Y purinoceptor 1-like. The record is from RefSeq and is a predicted model, not a curated record. Lineage: Eukaryota; Metazoa; Chordata; Actinopteri; Centrarchiformes; Sinipercidae. Bases 46 to 795 code for a protein of 249 amino acids. Gene Ontology annotation, biological process: G protein-coupled receptor signaling pathway. Gene Ontology annotation, cellular component: membrane. The transcript has 2 exons. Gene Ontology annotation, molecular function: neuropeptide receptor activity.
UCAUUUCUUUCACUUCUCAUAAGCCAGAUCAUCCACACAGGAAGUAUGUCUGUUUGUAACAACUUCACUUCAGACAAGAGAAUGAAUCGAACCUCUUGUCCUCGUGUCAGCUUUAACUUUGAACACAGAUUCCUGCCUCCUGUUUACAUCUUAGUAUUCAUCAUUGGACUGGUAGCUAAUGGAUGGGGACUGAAGUCUCUGCUGCACAACUGGAAGAAACUGGUUUGGCUGUUGGUGAGCGUUCAAAGUCUUCCAGACAUGUUCUACACCAAAACAUUUGGAAACAGCAGUGGGAAAUGUUACGAUACUACCAGUAAGAUCCAUGUUGAGGAUUACCUGAAAUACAGCUUCGGAUGGACAAUCACUGGGUUUUGUAUCCCGUUCCUCAUCACACUGUGCUGCUAUGGACAUGUGAUUGUCGUUCUCUGCCGCAAAAAUACCAUUGACAAGAUACUGAAACAGAGAAGCUUUAAGUUGUUGUUCAUCUUGAUUCUUCUCUUCUCUGUUUGUUACAUCCCCCAUCAUGUAUUCAAGAACCUCAACCUCUUGUCAAGAGUUCUGUCCAAACAGAGGAUUUGCCAUGGAUGGUUUAAUGGAGUCUACAUUGCUCAUCAGAUAAGUCGUGGCCUUGUGUGUCUGAACAGUGCUCUCAACCCUCUGGUUUACCUCCAUGGAAAUGAAGAUAUUCCUGCUCAGCUCAGACGACUACUCCAGCAAGCUCGUCAGAUGUUCAGCCGUUUGUUUCUGUCAAACUCUGGGCGUGUGCCUGUGGCACAAACCGCAGAUGAAGUUUAACAAGAGUUAAGAUUUUAACAUUAACUGUUUAAAGACAAAUAGCUCAAACAGCAGCUCUUGCAACUUUUUCAUGUAGCUGUCCAUAACAACUAGUGGUGUUAAUUGAUUACAAUGUGAAUGUCAUUUUCUCAUAAGUAUUGCAUUCUUUGCUUGAAUAAUACUUUUUCUGUAAGGUGUUCCAUUUUUGAGCUUUGUUUUUGUCAUGAUGCUGUGACCACAUGCUGACAAAUGUUCCAAAUCAAGGGGAAAUUCAGAUAAACCACAACACUUGGUGUGUCACUGUUCUCUUUUAGAACAGGUUGGUGGGGAGAUAAAGAUUUUAUGUGGUUGGGGGUGGGCAGGCCUAGUGCCAUGCAUGAUCUCAAAUACGGUUAUGCACUGCAAUUUAAGAACCACACAUUUGUUUUCUACCUCCCAGCAUUUAGAAAAACAAGCUGCAAAUACAGAAACGAGCUGCAAAAACCCACACAGCGUUUGUGUAUUUGGUUGUGUUGUCUGUUUUUACAGCGCGUUGCUGUAUUUGCAGCUUGUUUUCUAAAUGCUCCGCAUGUGUUGUCAAAUUAAUGAAGAUGCUUUAAAAAUUUGCUUGUGUUUUGUCUAUUUGCAUGCGUUUUCUUAAUUUGCAGUGCAUUGCCCAUGUCAGCCACCGUAGGAAGUAGAUAGUACAAAUACACUGUAAACAGUAUGUAUUUUAUGUAUAUUUAUGAUACAGUGCACAUUCUCAAUUAUACCUCACGAUUUUCUCAACUCACAGAAUCUAUUAAAUUACCUGCAUUUUGAGUGAUUCCAGUACAGUAAAAGCAGAGAGAGUACAGAAGUUCUUCUAGACC